AAAAAAAAAAAGAAAAAGAAAGAAAGAAACCAAGAGGACUCUGUCAGGACUUCUAAAACGACAAAUGUGUCUGGAAAGCUGUGCUCCAAGGCCAUUUUUACUGGCUAUAAGCAGGAUCUACAGAACCAGAGGGAGCACACAGCUCUUCUUAAAAUUGUAGGUGUUUAUGCCCGAGAUGAAAAUGAAUUCUGUCUAGGCAAGAGAUGUGCUUAUGUGUACAAGGCAAAGAACAAUACAGUAACUCCUGGCAGAAAACCAAACAAAACCAGAGUAACUGGGGACAGGUUAACUCUCGCUCAUGGAAACAGUGGCAUGGUUCUUGCCAAAUUCCGAAGCAACCUUUGUACUAAGGCCACUGGACAUAGAAUCUGUGUGAUGCCGUACCCCUUAAGGAUUUUAAACUUACUGAAAAAUAAAUAAAUAAAAGUGUGGACUUGUUCUCUUGUUAAAAAGAAAAGAAGAAAAGAAACCAAGAAGAGUUAGAAACAUCUCAGUAAAACUAGAAAAGGUAAUUUUAAAAAAUCCCCUGGGAGAAGUACAGCACCUUCCCUGUCCCGGGGCUCUCUUGAUGCACUGCGUUCUUGGGCAUUUGAAACCCAUGGACUUGCUGAUGUUUUCAUUCAGUCAGGGUGCCAUGGGUACAGGAGAACCUUUAUUCUGAUUCUGUGAUUUUAUGAACUAGUAACAGCUCGUCGUCACCAGAAGCUGUGCAGAACAAGAUGCUCGAGGUGUCUUGGUAGUCUUUGCCUCUGAUGAGUUCUUCCAGCAUUUAAGGGUGCGGAGGGUGGAGGGAUAGCCUGUGACUUUCUGGAGGUUUUCUAAUCAGUGGCAAAUAUGAUUUUCUUUCCUUGAGCUUUUAUAACAUUUCCUUUCCCGCCUGCCU
Camelus dromedarius (Arabian camel) is the source of this 883-nucleotide messenger RNA. Its product is annotated as large ribosomal subunit protein eL33-like. Gene Ontology annotation, molecular function: structural constituent of ribosome. The annotation marks the transcript as partial. Gene Ontology annotation, cellular component: cytosolic large ribosomal subunit; ribosome. Gene Ontology annotation, biological process: ribosomal large subunit biogenesis; cytoplasmic translation. Lineage: Eukaryota; Metazoa; Chordata; Mammalia; Artiodactyla; Camelidae. The transcript has a single exon. The record is from RefSeq and is a predicted model, not a curated record.